UUCAGUGCAGUGUGGAUUUAGGCCUGGGCACGUUUGAUUAAGCUCGGCGGACGCGUACUGCUCCUGUGUUAAUAUCUCAAAAAACCUUGUUUGCAGGCAAGGCACAAGUGACGAGGUGGAAUUGACAGAGCAAAUCUGAAUUCGUUUUAGGAACAGCUUCUGAACAACUUUUUCGAGAUACAUAACAGCUGUGUCUGAGCUCCCUCUUUUUGUCCAGUCUUACGUCUACAAAACCAACACCGGAUUUGGGAUCGCUGUGCAACGAAUCUUGUCCUGCUGCACACCCGGACCCAACCUCUCUGCCCAUACGACGGCCAUGGCUAGUCCAAAGAAAGUCACUCACCACCAGUGUUUGUCGUUAAUCUUUUUCACAGUUGUAUGUCAAGUUCUUAGCUAUGGAGUGGACCCAGCCUUGGAGGUGAAUCUACUCGAGGCAAUUGCAAUGACGUCAAGCGCAGCUACGGGUAUUAGGCAAGUGCCAGGCUAUCACAACGAAGGCCCAGCCUACAGUUUUGAAGGAGGGGACAGAACUCUACAAGUUCCAGAAGAAUUCUUUGACAAAACCAAAAAACUCCUGGCUGCCACUACGGACUUCACCAUUUUAGCAACAGUGAAGCAGCUGAAGAGAAACACGGCCAGCCUGGUAUCGAUAACAGCUGGCAGGGCAAGUACCUUGGCGAACACUGUGUUCGACACGACAUCCUUCCGCAAUGAUUCCAGAUUCAUGGAGCUCUUCAUGAGCACGAGGAACAACGAGAUCCGUUUCUACUACCAGCACGACGGCAAGGUCAUGCAGGAGUCCUUUGACAUUGAGGAGACUAUGUCUGACCGCUGGGCCCGCAUCGCACUCAGCGUCAGCGGGACGCACGUCCGGCUAUUUUACGACUGCAAGGAGGUGGACUCGCGUUACAUCCCCCAGCCUGACCUGCGGAUGGCAGAUGCAGAGCUAGCUAUGUGGAUCGGGCAGAGGGGACCAGACAAGACUUACUUCAGGGGCUCAUUGCAAGACGUCAGGAUAGUAGCCAUGCCCCAGGGCUUCCUAGCACAGUGCCCCAGCUUAAGCCGUGACUGUCCAACCUGCGGCCAGUUCCAGGCAAUGGCUGAUGGAAUUCAAGAACUUGAGGCCCGCAUCAGGACUCUGGAACACAAGCUUUUUACUGCAGAGACCCGUAUUGAAGAGCUCCAGCAGUGUCCGUGUGCUAGGUCAUGCGAGGUCAGUGGAGCUGUGCGUGAAGAUGGUGAGACCUGGCAAGAUGGUUGCACACAGUGCACAUGCAGCAGUGGAAAGGUCAAAUGUUUGCCCAUCAAAUGCCCCAAGCUGUACUGCAAGAAUCCAGUCCAUGAAGAUGGCCAGUGCUGUGCCUCUUGCAAGAGAAACUGCACGUCAUCGGGUCUGAUGUACGGUCACAUGGAAGAAUACCAGGAAUUACGUAGCAGGGGACCUACUCAAAUAUGCACCACAUACAAAUGCAUGGAUGGUGUGGCCACAACCAGAAGCAGCAAGUUAAUCCACCAGGUUUGUGCCACUCCAAACUGCCCGGCAUCUGAAAGGGUCAGCGUGCCAGGUCACUGCUGUCAGUUCUGUGAAGGUAUGGACCACUGCAGCCUGGGCCACACCUGCCAGCCGCCCAAAGUCUGCACCAACCUCCAGACCAAGUACGCCUGCCAUUGUCCCCCGGGAUACACCGAGGUGAACGGCAACUGCACAGACAUCGAUGAGUGUGCUGGCGAAGCAGACGGUGGGCUCAACCACCACUGCCACGAGGGGACUGUAUGCAUGAACACGCCGGGUGGUUACCGAUGUGACUGCCUACCAGGCUACUCCCGGCUGACAGACACCACAUGUCAACAAAUUAACGAAUGCGAAACAGGUCAGCAUACUUGCCACAAGAGGGCGACAUGCAUAGACACUGACGGCAGCUAUCAGUGUGUGUGCAGGGCAAAUCACGCAGGUGAUGGCAAGUCCUGCUCAGCUGUGUGCCGUAAACAAUGCCUGAACGGUGGGAUUUGUAACCAGCCUGGACAGUGUGAAUGCCCACCUGGCUUCACAGGGGAACAGUGUGAAACAGACAUCAACGAGUGUGAAGUCGGAAGUCACAAUUGCCAGGCCAAUUCGGUCUGCAUUAACCUGCCAGGGAGCUAUCACUGCCAGUGUGAUGUAGGCUAUCAGUACGAGGAAGCAGCUGGCUGCACAGACAUCAACGAAUGCAAGGAUGCCAACACCUGUGACUCCUCACGGCUCUGCAACAACCUGCCGGGCUCCUACGAGUGUCUGUGCUCGCCCUCGGGCCAGUGCUUGUCAGAGUGUGUCGUUAAGAAGAAACGGUACAGCCAUGAUCAAUCCUGGGAUAACGACCAGUGCCAGACGUGCACGUGCUCGCACGGAGUGGUCAUGUGCAGGCCUAAGGAAUGCGAUUGUAGCAGGAAGAUGUCGGACGCUGAAGACUACUGUUGCCCCGAGUGUCGGGUCUCAACCCAGUGUCUGCACCAAGAGUCGGCCACCGUGGUUUACAACGACGGUGACAGGUGGAACUACGGAUGCCAGAAGUGCAGGUGUGAGGCUGGUACUAUACUUUGCGAGGCACCAAACUGCCCAGCCCCCAACUGCCUACAGACAUACACACCAGUUGGCGAAUGCUGCCCUCGUUGUCAGGUCCACGAUGCAUGCGACACUUUCAGCAUAGCUGUGCAGGGGUCGUCGGACAUGGCUGACUGUGAACACCAGGGGGCGUCCUACUCUCACAACCAGUGGUGGUUCCUGGAGGACGACCAGUGCACCGAGUGCAUCUGCAGGAAUGGCAACAUAUGCUGCUGGUACAACAUUGCUUGCUCUCGCUAGGCUGCUGUCCUCAAUCUGGAAUCACACCAGAUGAAGCACAGGUAUUUGGGCUUGGGGCCAAGCUAAGACUUGGGGCCAUUGACAUGUAAUGAACAGUCAGGGUCCUGGCAACAGUGUCUUCUUUGCGGGGACCAGUAAUGUGUAGAAAGUUUCCCGAAACAAAAAUAUUUAUCUGAUACAAUGUUUGAGUGAUCACUGCCCCUCACUCUUGCUAGGGAGAGAGAUCCGAGAACGUAGUCUUGAUUGGUGAGAUCAGGCAGGUGGUUUGUAAAUAAUUGUGGUAUAAAUGUUCGUGAGCAUUCAGAGGUUUACAGUUGUUUUAUUCUGUACAUGUAUGUAUGUGUAUCCAACCACAAAUAACCUUGGAGGAGAUAGAGGGCUAACAUUGAGAGACACACUUAGCAAACUGCAGCUAGUUUAUGGAUUAUGUGUUGUUUGCAACUUUGCAUACUGAUGUAGUUACCCCAAACAGUGAUUAGAUGUGAGCUUGAACUCUGGUGUUGAUUUGCGGCACAGAUUGGUGCAUUAGAUUUCUCAACAUCAUUCUGUCGACUUUCUCCGUCUCGGUGUUCUUUUAACAUCUGUAGUUUAUAGCCCAAAGUGAUGGGUAGAGUACAGGCAGUGCCCUCGUCAUGGUCUCACUAUAAACUCUUGUCAAUGUUUUACUCCCUGCGAUUGGUCCAAGGCAUUGAGAGCUUGGCCCAGUAUUCUCUUUCUAUUUGUAAUUACUAGACUGAAAUACUCAGUCAUAUACAGUUCCACCUCCAAGUAAAUCUCAGUCUCUCCGUGAGACCCUCUCACUUUUAUGAUUUGCAUAUUUAAGAUCACUCCAGCUUGUGGUUUUACUCUGAACUCUUGUAUUUUCUACAUCGUGAUUGGUCCAAAGCACUGAGAACUUGACCAAUUACCGUUCAGCCAGUAUUCUUUGCAUAAUUGUAAACAUCGCAUUGGCAAAUGUUCAGCUACAUUCAGUUAUGGUUCACACUCGAACAAAUCAUGCCUCUCUGUGAGGCCCUCUCACUUUUCAUGAUUUGUAUAUUAUAUGUCACUCCAGCUGGCGGUAGUGUUUAUUUCCUACUGACACACACUUGAGUGCCAUCUCUGUCAAGAACCUACACUGAAUUUGAUUGUGCACAUCCUGUCCAACUUUAAAGUGAUCACGCGCUUUCUGUUCAUUGGUUCACCUGUGAAAACAAUCGUGACAAAGAUACUGGUCACCAGCACUGGCUGAUGGGAUGAAGUAAUGAGAUUUAUCAUGCGACCAAAUCCCUUGAGGUUGUAAAAAAAGGAAACAGAAUUCUUUGUUUGGUGUAUCCCUCAAGUUUGGCAUCCUGAGGAAGAUGUACGUUAUGCUGGUAAAAAGGUUGAGGGUACCUAUUGCUUUACUUGGUGCAAGAGUCUUUAACAGGCCUGUCAUUCAAGUGGCUUGAGCAACUUGCGACUCACGAUUCAUUUUAAGUUGUGUCAUGAUGUGUAAAAUGCUGCGUUAGUAUGAUCACUGGUAAUGGUAACAUUUCAGGACAUGUAACAUUUACAUUAGAAACAUUCUCUGAAUGAACUUACCUGCAUGAAGUAUCAAGAACAUCUAUUUUAAAGAGUAUUUAAUGGUGUAUUUAUGACGUACUUAAACCUGUGUACAUUGUAUAUAAAAAGAUAGCUACUCAAACAAGUUUUAAGGGGUAUGGGCUAUUCCAGUUUGAAUUGUUAGGUUUUAAAGGGUAACAGAAAUUGAAAACAUUUACUUCACGUGAAGUAUUUCAAAAUGGCAAUAGAUACGUAACCA
Molecule: messenger RNA, 4622 nt
Organism: Acanthaster planci (crown-of-thorns starfish)
Lineage: Eukaryota; Metazoa; Echinodermata; Asteroidea; Valvatida; Acanthasteridae
Product: protein kinase C-binding protein NELL2-like
Molecular function (GO): protein binding; heparin binding; calcium ion binding
Source: RefSeq, a predicted model, not a curated record